Fonticula alba is the source of this 2251-nucleotide messenger RNA. Its product is annotated as Atypical/RIO/RIO1 protein kinase. The coding region runs from base 56 to 2098 and encodes 680 amino acids. The transcript is spliced from 7 exons. Gene Ontology annotation, molecular function: ATP binding; protein serine/threonine kinase activity. The record is from RefSeq and is a predicted model, not a curated record. NCBI's taxonomy places the organism in Eukaryota, Rotosphaerida, Fonticulaceae.
CUUUUUCCUCCCUUCCCAUUUCCCGCCCUCCCGUCGCCUUUCUUCGCCCUCUCGGAUGAGCAGCACCGAGAGCAACUCGCAGACGGGCUCCCCGCAGCGGAGCGCCGACCUGCCCCAAAUGCCCCCGACGGAGGUGUCCACGCCUGCCCUGUCGGACUUCUUCCAGAUCCCCUGUGUGGACACCUUCUCCGAGCUGGAGGGCCGAAAGCUCUACGCCCCGGGCGCCGAGCUGUCGGAUGAUGAGCUGUAUGGCGACUCGCCCUUCGGCGGGCAUGGUGGCGACCCCGAUGACAUUGCCUUCUUCGAGGCAUCCACCACGGGCGACAUGACCAAGCGCUACCUCCGGGCGGUGAACGCCACCGGCGCCGGUGUCGGCGUGGCCGGGGCCAUGAAUUCGGCCGCCGUCCAGCGCCGGGCCAAGAUCGUCACGGCAACGGCCCGGGCAUUGAACGAGGAGAACAAGCAGCGUGCCCUGCAGCAGAAGAAGCGCGACGAGCAGCGCGCCGAGCGGGAGCGCCUUGCGCAGGAGACCGCGGCCGCGGCGCAGGCGGCCGCCGACCGGGCCCGCGACUCCGGCUGUGCCGAGUCGGCGGACCUGGCCCAGGCGGCUGCUGAAGCCGCUCAGGCGGCUGCCUCCCUCCUGGCCGAAACCGACAGCGACUCGGACGAGGCCUCGGAGGGGGCCGGUGUUGGCGGCGCGGCCGGUGCUGCCGACAGCAAGUCCGGGCUUUUUGGCGUCAAGCUGGCUGCCCUGCAGGAGCGCAUCAAUGAAAACAUGAUUCAGGACUUCAGCGCCGGCUCCCAGGGGUCACGCAAGGCCGAGGGCUCUAAGACUCGCCAUGCGGACAAGGCCAAUCGCGCCACCACCGAGCAGGUCCUGGACCCGCGCACGCGCAUGAUUCUCUUCAAGAUGCUUUCCCAGGGGAUUUUCUACGAGAUCAACGGCUGUGUGUCCACCGGUAAGGAAGCCAACGUGUACCAUGCCCUGACCGGCGAGGGCGUGGAGUAUGCGGUCAAGGUGUAUAAGACCUCGAUCCUGGUCUUCAAGGACCGCGACAAGUAUGUCACCGGCGAGUAUCGCUUCCGUCAUGGCUACGGGAAGAACAACCCCCGGCAAAUGGUCAAGACGUGGGCCGAGAAGGAAAUGCGAAACCUGAAGCGUCUCGUGGCUGCUGGCAUUCCCUGCCCGGACCCGGUGAAGCUGCGUAACCAUGUCCUGGUGAUGACCUUCAUCGGGAAGAAUGGCUGGCCUGGUCCCCGGUUGAAGGACGCCCAGCUCCCGGAGAAGGCCUUCCCCGAGCUGUACAUGCAGCUGGUCCGCUGCAUGCGGACCAUGUACCGCGUGUGCCGGCUUGUGCAUGCGGAUCUCUCCGAGUACAACAUCAUCUACUACAAGGGCAUCCUGUACAUCAUUGAUGUGUCGCAAUCGGUCGAGCACGAUCACCCGUAUGCGCUGGACUUCCUGCGCAAGGACAUCGAGAAUGUCACGGAGUUUUUCAAGAAGCGUGGCCACAUGACCACCGGCAUCAUGUCCCGGCGGGAGCUCUUCGAUUUCAUCACCGGACGCGAUCUGGAGGACGACCAGGUGGAUGCGUACCUGGCGCGGAUUGCCGUGCGCGAGGAGGAGGUCCUGGACGAGGCGAGCGCCGCCGCGGCCGAGGUGGCCGAGGAGGUCUUCAUGAAUGCCUACAUUCCGCGCAACCUGUUCGAGGUCAUUGACGUUGAGCGAGACGUUGGCAAGGUCCUCCGCGGUGAUGGUGAUGGGCUCAUUUACCGGAAUCUCACCGGCCUGCAGACUGAGACCGAUGGGUCGGUGGUGUCGGCCUCCGGCGAGGAACCGGCCAUCCUCGAGCAGGUCCCCUCCGAGGGUGGUCCCGAUGGGGAUGACAGUGAGGAGGAGGACGACGAUGAGGCUGCCGGGCCUGACAGCGACGACGAGGAUGGCGACAGCGACGAUGACGCCGUCGAUCCCACUGACAAGAAGGCCCAGCGCAAGGCCCACAAGAAGGCCGUCAAGGAGGCCAACCGGGAAAAGCGCCAAACCAAGACCCCGAAGCAUCUGAAGAAACGCCGCGAGAAGGAAGCCAAGAAGCGGUGACCGUGCGCAUGCGCACAUGUCUUCCCUCCCUUGUGGAGACAUGCGCAUGCGCCCGGGCGCGCUGAAGAGACCCCCUGUGCAAGUGCGAACCAUGAUGCCCUGCUCCCCCGCGUGCCCAUCUCGCGCGGGUGACAAUAUAGACAAUCUCUGGCC